AUGUCGAUGUCGAUGCCUCCCAAUAUGAACGCCACAACAGCACCAGCUGUGGACGGCACCCUCCUGAUUGAGGUGGCCAACCGAUGGCCGGUAGCUGCAACGGCGCUGAUUGCCUGCGCUGUUGCCUAUCUGCUGCAGACAGUCUUCAAGAAUGACCCUUGGGCGAGCAUUCCCCUGGUGGGGGCAGAAAUCGGGGGACAGGAAAGCCGAAGAAAGAAGUUCAUGAACGGAGAAGCCAGGAGCAUGUAUCUGGAAGGCUACAAGAAGUUCAAAGAACAAGCAUUCCGGAUUACCACCGCAAGAAAAUCUCCAAACAUCGUCGUGGCCCCCAAGUUCAUGAACGAGCUCAAGAAGCUUCCGGACGAUGUGCUCAGCUUCAACCGGGCCAUCGAGGAGUCCAUGCAUGCGAAGUACACCGGCGCCGAUACGGACAUCGACAUGCUUCCUCACACGGUCAGGACGGCCCUGACACCGGCUCUCGUGCGGCUCAACCCCAUCAUCUCGGACGAGGUCGUCGAGGCCAUGCGAAGCGAGCUCCCGCAGUCGGGCGAGUGGACCGAGGUCAAAAUCAUGGAAAAACUGAGGCGCGUCGUCGCCAUGGCCUCCGGCCGAGUCUUCAUCGGCCCCGAGCUCUGCCGGAACGAGGACUACCUCGACGCCGCCAUCAACUACACCGUCGACCUCAUGAAGGCGAUCCACAAAGUCGCCGACAUCCCGCCGUACAUGCGUCCGCUCCUGGCGCCCAGGACGCCCGAGGUCAAGAGGGUGCGCGAGCGCAUCGUCGAGGCCGAUAGGUUUCUGAGGCCGGUCGUCAAGGCCAGGCGGGAGGCUGCCCAGGACCCGGACUACCAGAAGCCGGACGACAUGUUGCAGUGGAUCAUGGAGUCUCAGAAGAAGUUCGGCCAGAGGGACGACUCGGAGCUCGCCCGGUACCAGUUGGGCAUCAGCUUCGCCGCCAUCCACACCACGACCACGACCGUGACCAACGCACUCUACACGUUGGCCGCGAUGCCCGAGUUGGUCCCCGUCCUCCGCGAGGAUGUGCAGCACGCCCUGGCCGAGACCAACGGCGUCUUCACCAGCAGCGCGAUGCAGAACAUGAAGAAGGUCGACAGCUUCCUUAAGGAGACGAUGAGAUACCACUCCAUGGGCCCCACAUCGUUCCAGCGAAAGGUCCUCAAGACCUUCACCCUCUCCAAUGGCCAGGUCAUCCCCGCGGGCUCCGUCAUCGAGCUGCCGGCCAUCGGCAUCAACACGGACGACGACUUCUUCCCGGGCGCGGAGAGCUUCGACGCGCUGCGCUUCUACAAGAUGCGCCAGGCCAAGACGGAGCAGGAGACCGGGUCCCGGCAGGCCGAGGUGGUCGCCAACGCGCAGUUCGUCAGCGUGGGCCAGACGAGCCUGACUUUCGGGUACGGGCGCCACGCGUGCCCCGGGCGCUUCUUCGCCGUCAACGAGAUCAAGAUGAUCAUGGCGACGCUGCUGGCCAACUACGACCUGAUGAACCUCGGGGGCAGCAGGGAGAGAUACCCCAACCUGGAAGCCGGAUCGACGACAUUCCCCGAUCCCGACAGAAAGGUCUUGCUUAGAAAGUUGUAG
Molecule: messenger RNA, 1599 nt
Organism: Colletotrichum higginsianum IMI 349063
Lineage: Eukaryota; Fungi; Ascomycota; Sordariomycetes; Glomerellales; Glomerellaceae
Product: Cytochrome P450
Exons: 8
Coding region: 1-1599 (532 amino acids)
Molecular function (GO): heme binding; oxidoreductase activity, acting on paired donors, with incorporation or reduction of molecular oxygen; monooxygenase activity
Source: RefSeq, a predicted model, not a curated record